AUGGAUGAGAGCAAGGGACCCCCAAAGGGGGGCCUCCCCUCCGCGUCCGAUUCUGUGAACAGCAGCAGCAGCAACAGCAGCAGCAGCAGCAGCUGCGACGCUGUUGGGCCUGCUUACGCUGCUGCAGCCGCACCAGCAGCAGCCCCUGCUGCUGCAGCGCCUGCUGCAGCAACAGCAGUAACAGCAGCAGCAGCAGGGGGGCCCCCCCCUCAGGCGGAGGUUAUUCGGGAAUAUGUGGAGGCUUUUUUAGUCACUAUUUUCGGCGUUGUCGUUAACCCUAAACCUCAGAGGGUCGUCAAAUGCCACCUGAAGGCCUUCGCCGUCCCAAUUCUCGGAAUUGACGAGGAGUCGAACGGGAAUUCUCUGGUGCUGACGGGGAAUUUGCUGCUGCAGCCGUUGCUGCAGCGGGAGGGUUUGCAGUGCACUCGGCAGCAAAUAAGUUGCUUCGUGCGGCUGCUGCAGCAGCAAUACUGCAGCAGCAACUUGUACCACAACCGGGCGCAUGCAGCAAUGGUCGCUCACUGCUGCCGCUGCAUAGUCUCCGACGUAUUCCCCCACAAACGCGAACUGACGUAUCUGGACGAGGCGUGUCUGGUGGUGGCGAGCGUGGCGCACGACGUGGGCCACCCAGGCCUCACGAACCAGUUUCUGGUCAACGCCAGGUCUGCGCUGGCGCUGACUUAUAAUGACAUUUCAGUUUUGGAGAACUACCACGCAGCUUGCUGCUUCCGGACUGCAGCAGCACCAGCAGCAAACUUGUUCGCAGGUCUUUCCCAGGACCUUUUCCACUAUUUGCGCCAGCACGCCAUCGAGCUCAUUCUCGCCACCGACAUGAAGCACCACUUCGACUUCAUUUCGCACCUCAGGGUGCGCUUUAGGGUUUAG
Eimeria tenella is the source of this 885-nucleotide messenger RNA. RefSeq names its product cAMP-specific 3',5'-cyclic phosphodiesterase, putative. The record is from RefSeq and is a predicted model, not a curated record. The coding region runs from base 1 to 885 and encodes 294 amino acids. Gene Ontology annotation, biological process: signal transduction. Lineage: Eukaryota; Apicomplexa; Conoidasida; Eucoccidiorida; Eimeriidae. Gene Ontology annotation, molecular function: 3',5'-cyclic-nucleotide phosphodiesterase activity. The transcript has 4 exons.